AAAUCAUACUACAUCUGGGUGGGCUAACUUAUGUCAAUGCCGAAUUAAAUAAUGGUUCGCACCGUUUCAAACAAGGUCUUAGGUUAUAAUGCAAUAUGUUUUGUAGAGGGGAAAUAAACACGGCCACUUUGAGUCGAGAGAAUGAUCAAUGGAGUUCAGUGUGUGGGUGUCGCCUUACGAAAAUGACACGUAACUGGGAGCGCACUGUCACUAGUUGCAGAAGGCGAGUGAUAAUGUUGAACGCUUAAUGGAGCGUACCUUCAAGAAAUGACGGCUUAUUUAUUUUUUAUAGAGUUAGCUAGCGUUAAUUAACCUAUGUCGCAUACAAUACCGCUUUACAUAGCACGCUGAUGUAACGUUAAACAAUUGGACCUCUCAAAGUUAGCCAAACAACCAUCUGCAAUCCGCUAUGGCUGUUAUAGGAAGCGGUGCAGAUUCAGUUUGGAGAUGACCUUUCUACAGUAGCUGUCUUUUCCAAAACCUAGUAACGUAGCCCUGUAUGGCGUGCCCUGUCCAGUUCCUUUGCCGGGGGCUUCGCACUGUUGGAUUAGUUCUCCUUUACUAUGUCUUCUCUAUAGGCAUCACCUUCUAUAACAAAUGGCUGAUGAAGGACUUCCACUAUCCCCUCUUCAUGACGUUAGUUCACCUCGCCAUCAACUUCUGUCUGUCCGCUCUAACACGAAGGGCCAUGCAGGGCUGGACAGGGAAACCCCGCAUCAUUCUGAGCUGGACAGAUUACCUCCGUAAAGUGGCUCCCACAGCCUUGGCAACAGCACUGGAUAUUGGACUUUCCAACUGGAGCUUCCUCUUCAUCACCAUUAGCUUGUACACCAUGACCAAGUCUUCAGCAGUGCUCUUCAUCCUUUUUUUCUCCCUGGUCUUUAAACUAGAGGAGCCGAACCCAUUCCUGAUCCUGGUGGUCCUGCUGAUCUCCAGUGGUCUGUUUAUGUUUACAUUUGAGUCAACCCAGUUCAACCUGGAGGGCUUCACCAUGGUGCUGCUGGCGUCCUUCCUAGGCGGGAUCCGCUGGACCCUCACUCAGGUCCUCAUGCAGAAAGCAGAGCUUGGCCUUCAAAACCCAAUAGACACAAUGUACCACCUACAACCUCUCAUGUUCCUUGGCCUCUUCCCCCUCUUCCUGUAUAAUGAAGGGCUAAGCCUCAGUACCUCAGAAAAGUUAUUCCGUGUGACGGAGCUGUCGCCUCUCUUGUAUUCAGUCUUCACACUGAGUAUAGGCGGCUCACUGGCCUUUGGUUUAGGCUUCUCAGAGUUCCUGCUCGUCUCUCGAACCUCCAGCCUCACGUUAUCCAUAUCAGGGAUCUUUAAGGAGGUGUGUACUCUGCUUUUGGCGGCAGCUCUGAUGGGAGACAAAAUGGGCAUGCUUAAUUGGCUGGGAUUUGCCAUUUGUCUGUGUGGCAUUUCAUUGCAUGUGGGACUGAAGACAUAUUAUUCCAAAAAUAAGGGACCGUCUUUAAGGAAGCUCAACAGUAAGAGCCCAGAGCUUGAGUUGCCAUUACUGCGGAAGGAAGACGAAAGAGACGAUUGGGCUGCUGAAUACAAUGACGAAGAUGAGGAGCUAGAAAUCAGUCUUCACUGACAUCACAGGAUACGGACUGUCUUCAUACUCUUUUACAACUGUUCCAUUAGAUGGUUUGAACAGUGACGUCAAAGUUUUCAAGUGUCCAAAAACUGUUAUGUUUGGGACACCCUGCCACAAAAAGAUAACCUGACGAGCCAGAUGGUUUGUUACACAGGACCAUCUGAGAUGCCGUUAUUGGAAACUAUUGAAAGCUGUGGAAAAGGGCGGGCACUUUAAAAAAAUAGCUGGCAGGUGAUUGGAUGAGCCAUCUGUCUAACACGUCCGCCAUCGUUGUUUUGAACGAACAGUCGCAGCCGUCACACACACACACACGUAAACCACGGCCGUAGCUGUCAGUAGCGGGUGCUGAUUGGUACGGUUCACAGCUGUUCGGACACAACAGCUUUUACUUGAAGCCUGACAAGAUGGAUUUUUGUCUGACAUGUGAUCCUGCGAUUUUCGCACGAUCUUGUGAUAUGGCGAGAAUCCAGCUGCCGUGCAAGGGAAACAAAAAGAGGGAACAGCCUCUUCAGCUUUGUUCUUCCACCGAUCGUGUCUUCAGGCCACAGCCUCAUUAUGUAGCUGUACAUUAACUGUGGACUUGACACAAGUUAUGAUCGUUUGCCUUCGGGAAGCUUAAAAAAUGUAGCUAAUACAUCCAAGUGUCAACAAAGUAUGAUGUAUGAUGAGAGAGAGAGGGUGUGAAAGGGAUACUUUGACAUUGUAAUAGGUCAUUUUUCUUUGCUAGAUACUUGUCAAACAGUGGGAAUAUCUUCUUACUUUGUAUACCUAUAUACAGUACAGUACAUGUGCAUUCUGUUAAUUGGCACUGGUGACUACAGAAUAAGCUGUUAGGAUUCUAAAGGAUAAAUGUAGAAACUGUUAAAUAAGCUUACAAGAGUCUGGUUUAGAAGAAAAAAAUGACUAUAAUUGAAAGUGUCCUGGUAUCCCUGUAAUGCAGAGCGGGAUAAGUGGUAACCCAAUUUCAGAUUACAUAAUUUCUUUCUCUUAAGAAUGUAGCCUGACAUCCUUAAGUUUUUUGGAGAUGGCUUUACUGCUCUUCUUUGUAAGCUAAAUUUACAAAGCUAACAAUACAAUUUAAUACAGAUGGAUCGACGAGGUCUGUCAGGCAGCAUUAUCUAUUAACAUUAUCAUUAUCAAUACAUCUGCAGGUUAUUUUCUUAAUUAAUUGAAUAAUUGUGUGGUAUAAAAAAAAUGCCCUUCACAAUUUUUUAAACCCUAAGGUUAUGACUUCAGAUUGCAUGUUUUGACCAACCAGCAGUCUAAAACCUAAAAGAUAUUCAGGUACUAUCACAUAAGACAAGGAAUGCAGCAAACUCUCACAUUCAAGAAGCAAAUAAAAAAAGGCCUUUCUGCUUGAGAAAUCACUUAAAUCAUAAAUCGAUUAUCAAAUCAGUUGCCGAUUAAUUCCAAAUAAGUCCAAAGUGUUAAUUAGUGCCAGGUUUGAUGGCAGAAAGGCUCUUUGAGCGUCAUGUUAUGGUGUAUGUCUUGAUAUUUGGACAUUUAAAUGUUUAAUCAAAUUUACCUCAAAUGCUAGCUAACUGAAAAUAAAGCAGUCAUUAAAUUCCAGUAAUGAGCUACAAGGUGGGAGACUAUUGAAUCUAAAUGUAACGUUCUCCAGCCAUUCUUGUCAUUAUUUGAAGAGACGCGUAAUGGCCGUACCUUAAUGUGCCUUGUUAAUGUCACAGCAGUCGAGAAGACUACUUUUGAAGAGCUAUUUUUCAAAAUCUAAAAUGUAAUCACUGAUUAUGUAGCUGUACUUGUACUUGAGAUUAAAACCAUUUAAGAAGUACACUUUUUUGACAGUUUUUCUGUAAAACGCAGCAUUGUGGCAAUACGUUAAGAAAUAAAGUCAAAGUGAAAAAGA
Molecule: messenger RNA, 3467 nt
Organism: Sander lucioperca (pikeperch)
Lineage: Eukaryota; Metazoa; Chordata; Actinopteri; Perciformes; Percidae
Gene: slc35h1
Product: solute carrier family 35 member C2
Exons: 10
Coding region: 500-1597 (365 amino acids)
Biological process (GO): UDP-glucose transmembrane transport
Cellular component (GO): cis-Golgi network; Golgi apparatus; endoplasmic reticulum-Golgi intermediate compartment
Molecular function (GO): antiporter activity
Source: RefSeq, a predicted model, not a curated record